CGGAAGUUCACCAUGAGAUGGGUGUCAAAGCAAGGUGCUGUGAUGGGGUCGUUGGUUGAUGGUUUGGAACAUGCCAAGUACACCCUCGAAAGUGCGCCAACCAUGGAUGAGCGGAAGACUAAUUGGUUGACCCGACUUAUGAACAACCUCCUGAGUUGUACCAGAGAGCAAAGGAGGGAUGUCGUGGCCUAUCCUCCCGUUCCUGCCCCGGCACGACCCUCAUUCCGUGAUGAUGCACCCAUUGUGCCCCCGGUUGAGCCCCCACGAAGGAGCAAACGCAGGCCUCUACCUACAUUCGAUGAGGUGCGUACAACUCGAGAAACCGAGAUCCCUGAACCGUUCGAGUACCAGUGGGCACCUACAGCGGAAGCCGGUGGAGGGUCAUCGAGUCGU
This is a messenger RNA of Linum tenue, 393 nucleotides long. The record is from the annotation of a GenBank genome assembly. Lineage: Eukaryota; Viridiplantae; Streptophyta; Magnoliopsida; Malpighiales; Linaceae.